GAAAGAGUGAGAAAAUGGAUGUCGCUGAUCAAACUCAACAAACUAAUCAAGUUAAAGAUCAAGUUGGUGAACGUUGUCAGAAAUUAUUCCAAGAUUUCCUGGAAGAGUAUGCUCAAGAUGGAGAGAGUAAAUAUUUGAGUGAAGUACAAGAAUUAAUCCGACCAGAAAGAAAUACUUUAACAGUAGAUUUUGAAGAUGUUGAGAGGUAUAAUCAACAACUGGCCACCACCAUCCUGGAGGAAUAUUACAGGGUUUACCCAUUCAUUUGUCGAGCAGUUAGAAAUUAUGCUAAAGAUUGGGGUCAAAUUCCUCCCCUUAAGGAGUUUUAUGUCAGUUUUACUGAAGUUCCAACCAGAUUAAAAGUACGAGAAAUGACAACAGCUAAGAUUGGUACAUUGUUACGUAUAACUGGUCAGGUAGUUCGUACACAUCCUGUACAUCCUGAAUUAGUCAGUGGUACAUUUAUAUGUCUAGAUUGUCGUACAGUCAUGAAGGAUGUAGAACAACAGUUUAAGUAUACACAGCCUACUAUUUGCCGUAAUCCAGUUUGUAACAAUCGACAGAGGUUUAUGUUAGAUGUAAAUAAGUCACGUUUUGUCGAUUUUCAAAAAGUUCGAAUUCAGGAAACCCAAGCUGAAUUACCACGAGGCAGUAUUCCUAGAAGUGUAGAAAUAGUCUUAAGAGCAGAAGCUGUCGAGACUGCUCAGGCUGGUGAUAAAAGUGAUUUUACUGGAACAUUAAUAGUGGUACCAGACGUCAGUACUAUAGCAACACCAGGUCAAGGUCGUGUGGAAACUGGUGCUAAAGUUCAUGGUCAACAAGGCAAUGAAAUGGAAGGUGUUCGAGGGUUAAAGGCUCUGGGUGUAAGGGACUUAACUUACAGACUGGCUUUCUUAGCCUGUACAGUUUCCUCCAGUAAUCCUAGGUUUGGUGGCAGAGAUUAUAAGGAAGAAGAAAUGACAGCAGAAACUAUUAAGAAACAAAUGACAGAUGAAGAGUGGCAGAAAGUCUAUGAAAUGAGUCAUGAUAAAAAUUUAUACCAUAAUUUAUGUUCCAGUUUGUUCCCUACUAUUCAUGGUAAUGAUGAAGUGAAACGUGGUAUACUGUUGAUGUUAUUUGGUGGUGUUCCUAAAACAACUGGUGAAGGAACCAAACUGCGUGGAGAUUUAAAUGUUUGUGUUGUUGGUGAUCCUAGUACAGCAAAAAGUCAAUUUCUUAAACAGGUAGAAGAAUUCUCGCCAAGAGCUGUAUACACCAGUGGUAAAGCUAGUAGUGCAGCAGGUUUAACAGCAGCUGUAGUCCGAGAUGAGGAGAGUCAUGAGUUUGUCAUAGAAGCUGGAGCGUUGAUGCUGGCUGAUAAUGGUGUCUGCUGUAUUGAUGAGUUUGAUAAAAUGGAUCCUAAAGAUCAAGUUGCUAUUCACGAAGCUAUGGAACAACAAACUAUUUCAGUUACUAAAGCAGGUGUCAGGGCUACUCUAAAUGCUAGAACAUCAAUCUUGGCAGCAGCCAACCCUAUUGGUGGAAGAUAUGACAGAACUAAAUCAUUAAAACAGAAUAUUUCUCUCACAGCACCUAUUAUGUCUCGAUUUGAUCUCUUCUUUGUGUUGGUGGAUGAAUGCAAUGAGGUAACAGAUUAUGCUAUAGCUAGAAGAAUUGUAGAGUUACACAGUAGAAAUGAAGAAUCAUAUGAAAGAACAUACAGUGUAGAAGAUAUUACUAGAUAUAUUUUAUUUGCUAGACAGUUUAAACCACAGAUAACAAAAGAAGCUAAAGAAUACAUGGUAGAUGAGUAUAAGAGAUUGAGACAAAGAGAUGGAACUGGAGCUGCUAAGUCAGCCUGGAGAAUCACUGUCAGACAGUUAGAGAGUAUGAUCAGAUUAUCAGAGUCUAUGGCUAGAAUGCAUUGUCAGGAUGAGGUUCAACCGAAACAUGUAAAAGAAGCAUUCCGAUUGUUAAAUAAAUCUAUUAUAAGAGUUGAACAACCUGAUAUUCAUUUAGAAGAAGAAGAAAAUAAUAAUGAACAGAUGGACGUUGAAGAUUCUGAAACACCAGCCAGUCAAACACAACCAUCACAAGAUUCUCCUGAACAGACAGAAUCUAUAACAGCUGCUGCUAAGAAAGGGUUAAAAUUAACAUAUGAAGAAUAUAAACACAUGGCUAAUCUACUGGUUGUUUAUAUGAGACGACAAGAAGAAGAGGUUGAGGAUGAGGAUUCACUUGGAUUAAGAAAGAGUGAUUUGAUUGGAUGGUAUUUACGUGAAAUAGAGGGUGAAAUAGAAUCUGAAAAUGAACUGGUAGAAAGAAAAACUAUUGUAGAAAAAGUCAUUGAUAGAUUAAUACAACAUGAUCAUGUAUUAAUAGAGUUAAAACAAACAGGAUUAAAGAAGAGUAAACAUGGUGAAGAGUCAUUAGUGAGAGAAGAUGAUCCUAUUUUAGUUGUUCAUCCUAAUUAUGCUGCUGAUGUAUAGUCCUCUAGAGUCUCAUUUAGUAUUCCAGAAGUUGGUGUCAUCCAAUCUUGUGAUCAGAAACUUUAAUCAUGAAACGUGAAUUAUCUCAUUGUGCUAUGAAGAUAAAGAAGGUGCUAUGGAUAUUAUAUUCGUAAAUGAUGUUUUGCUGCAGUUCAAUCACAAGAUAUAUCUUUUCAUUCUGGUUAUAGUUAUCCAGUGUUCUUAUUUUUUAAAAUUUAUAUUUACCAGAUCCUUUUUUGCAAGCAAUUCUUCAGGUGAAUAUGUGGGAAAUGUUAAAUCAUGAAUUUUUUUAAAAGUUUCUUGUGAGUAGAGACUGGAUUUGUUAAAUGUUUUGUUUGUCCAAUAUUAUUGUAUAUUUUGUAUAAAAUACUAUCAUGUAUAAUUUCACUGCCAUUAAAAAACACUUAUUCUGAA
Lottia gigantea (owl limpet) is the source of this 2882-nucleotide messenger RNA. RefSeq lists its product as hypothetical. The record is from RefSeq and is a predicted model, not a curated record. Bases 15 to 2468 code for a protein of 817 amino acids. The transcript is spliced from 16 exons. Gene Ontology annotation, biological process: DNA replication initiation; double-strand break repair via break-induced replication; mitotic DNA replication. Lineage: Eukaryota; Metazoa; Mollusca; Gastropoda; Lottiidae. Gene Ontology annotation, molecular function: single-stranded DNA binding; single-stranded 3'-5' DNA helicase activity; ATP binding. Gene Ontology annotation, cellular component: nucleus; MCM complex.